CCGCCCGGGCACCGGGAGCAGCGCCCGGGAGAAGGAGAGAGAGGGGCAGCCAUGGCCGAGGGGGGCGAGGGCGAGGACGAGAUCCAGUUCCUGCGAACUAAUUACAGUUUGACAAUUGGAACCACAUCUAGAACAUGGGAAGCGCACUUUGUUGUUGAUGACGAAGUGGUUCUGCAGUGCACUGCAACUGUUCACAAGGAGCAACAGAAAUUGUGUCUUGCUGCAGAAGGAUUUGGCAACAGGCUUUGCUUUUUGGAAUCCACAUCAAAUUCUAAGAAUGUUCCACCUGAUUUGUCCAUCUGCACCUUUGUGCUGGAGCAGUCUCUGUCAGUACGGGCCCUCCAGGAAAUGCUGGCUAAUACAGAAGAAAAGGCAGAAGGGUCUGCACAAGGUGGUGGUCAUCGAACACUACUCUAUGGGCAUGCAAUCCUGCUGCGCCAUUCCUACAGUGGCAUGUAUCUAUGCUGCCUCUCUACAUCUCGAUCUUCAAUGGAUAAGCUGGCUUUUGAUGUAGGGUUGCAAGAGGACACAACAGGUGAGGCAUGCUGGUGGACCAUCCAUCCUGCUUCUAAGCAACGAUCAGAAGGAGAAAAAGUGCGUGUUGGAGAUGAUCUUAUUUUAGUCAGCGUCUCUUCAGAAAGAUAUUUGCAUCUCUCUUAUGGCAAUGGUAGCUUACAUGUUGAUGCAGCCUUCCAGCAGACGCUCUGGAGUGUAGCACCAAUCAGUUCAGGAAGUGAAGUUGCCCAAGGAUAUCUGAUCGGAGGGGAUGUUCUGAGGUUAUUGCAUGGUCACAUGGAUGAAUGUUUGACAGUCCCUUCGGGUGAACAUGGAGAAGAACAAAGAAGAACUGUCCACUAUGAAGGUGGUGCUGUCUCAAUUCAUGCUCGUUCCCUUUGGCGACUAGAGACUCUAAGAGUUGCGUGGAGUGGCAGCCACAUUAGAUGGGGACAGCCAUUCAGACUAAGACAUAUAACAACCGGAAAAUAUUUAAGUCUCCUGGAUGACAAGAGUCUUCUUCUUACAGACAAAGAGAAAGCAGAUGUAAAAUCUACAGCAUUCUGUUUUCGGUCCUCCAAGAAGGUCAAAGAAAAGUUGGACAUAGGGACAAGAAAAGAGGUGGAUGGAAUGGGAGCACCUGAAAUAAAAUACGGGGAUUCAAUAUGCUUCAUACAACAUGUAGAUACAGGCUUAUGGCUCACGUACCAGUCUGCUGAUGCAAAGUCUGUAAGAAUGGGUUCUGUGCAGCGGAAGGCAAUAAUGCACCAUGAAGGUCACAUGGAUGAUGGUUUAACAUUGUCCAGAUCUCAGAAUGAAGAAUCCCGUACAGCACGUGUCAUCCGUAGUACAGUCUUCCUUUUCAACAGGUUUAUAAGGGGUCUUGAUGCUCUCAGCAAGAAAGUGAAGUCUUCCACCAUCGAUUUGCCUAUCGAGUCAGUCAGUCUGAGCCUUCAGGACUUGAUUGGCUACUUUCAUCCUCCUGAUGAACAUUUGGAGCAUGAAGACAAACAAAACAGGCUCCGAGCACUGAAGAAUCGCCAGAACCUCUUCCAGGAAGAGGGUAUGAUCAACCUUGUUCUUGAAUGUAUUGAUCGCUUGAAUGUAUACAGCAGUGCAGCUCAUUUUGCAGAUGUAGCUGGGAAGGAAGCUGGAGAAGCAUGGAAAUCUAUUCUGAAUUCUUUGUAUGAAUUACUAGCGGCUCUGAUUCGAGGGAAUCGUAAAAACUGUGCUCAAUUUUCUGGAUCUCUUGAUUGGUUGAUCAGCAGAUUAGAAAGACUGGAAGCCUCUUCUGGGAUUCUAGAGGUUUUACACUGUGUAUUGGUGGAAAGCCCAGAAGCUCUAAACAUUAUUAAGGAAGGACAUAUUAAAUCAAUCAUCUGUCUUUUGGACAAACAUGGAAGAAACCAUAAGGUUUUGGAUGUUUUGUGUUCUCUCUGUGUUUGUCAUGGAGUCGCUGUGCGGUCUAAUCAGCAUCUAAUCUGUGAUAAUCUCCUGCCAGGAAGAGAUCUGCUCUUACAGACACGCCUUGUCAACCAUGUGAGCAGCAUGCGACCCAACAUCUUCUUGGGGAUUAGUGAAGGCUCUGCCCAAUACAGAAAAUGGUACUAUGAACUUAUGGUGGACAAUAUAGAGCCGUUUGUAACUGCAGAAUCAACUCAUCUACGAGUGGGCUGGGCUUCAACAGAGGGCUACUCACCGUAUCCAGGGGGAGGAGCAGAAUGGGGAGGAAAUGGUGUGGGUGAUGACUUGUAUUCCUAUGGCUUCGAUGGUCUGCAUCUGUGGUCAGGUUGUGUAGCACGAACAGUAAAUUCUCCCAACCAACAUCUAUUAAGAACUGACGAUGUUAUUAGCUGCUGUUUGGACCUGAGUGCCCCCAGCAUCUCUUUCCGGAUAAAUGGUCAGCCAGUUCAAGGAAUGUUUGAGAAUUUCAACAUAGAUGGCCUCUUCUUCCCAGUUGUCAGCUUCUCUGCAGGAAUAAAGGUACGUUUCUUGCUUGGAGGUCGCCAUGGAGAGUUCAAGUUCCUUCCUCCACCCGGAUAUGCCCCUUGCUUUGAAGCUGUCCUGCCGAAAGAGAAGCUGAAAGUGGAGCAUAGCCGAGAGUACAAGCAGGAUCGUAGCUAUACGAGAGACCUUCUGGGUCCCACUAUCUCUCUGUCACAAGCAGCUUUCACUCCAGUUCCUGUAGAUACUAGCCAGAUUGUUUUGCCUCCCCACCUGGAAAGGAUUAGAGAAAAAUUAGCAGAGAACAUCCAUGAACUAUGGGUUAUGAAUAAGAUUGAACUUGGCUGGCAGUAUGGACCAGUUAGAGAUGACAACAAAAGACAACACCCAUGCUUAGUGGAGUUCUCAAAAUUGCCGGAGCAGGAAAGAAAUUAUAACUUGCAAAUGUCACUUGAAACACUGAAAACCCUGCUGGCAUUAGGCUGCCAUGUUGGCAUUGCUGAUGAACAUGCUGAAGAAAAAGUGAAAAAAAUGAAACUUCCAAAGAACUAUCAGUUGUUGAGUGGGUAUAAGCCUGCUCCCAUGGAUCUGAGUUUUAUCAAACUGACGCCAUCUCAAGAAGCUAUGGUGGAUAAACUAGCAGAGAAUGCUCACAAUGUGUGGGCAAGGGACCGUAUAAGGCAAGGCUGGACAUACGGUAUCCAGCAGGAUGUGAAAAAUCGACGAAAUCCUCGCCUUGUACCUUAUGCUCUUUUGGAUGAUCGGACAAAGAAGUCAAACAAAGACAGUCUUCGGGAAGCAGUCCGCACCCUACUAGGCUAUGGUUACAACCUGGAAGCUCCUGAUCAAGAUCAUGGAGAUGCUGCACUGGAUGUGUGCAGCGGGAUAAUGGAAAAAUUCAGGAUCUUCCGCACAGAAAAGACUUAUGCAGUGAAGGCUGGGAAGUGGUACUUUGAGUUUGAGGCAGUUACUGCAGGAGACAUGAGAGUUGGCUGGACCAGGCCAGGUUGUCUGCCAGAUCAGGAACUUGGCUCAGAUGAAGAAGCUUUCGUUUUUGAUGGCUUUAAGGCACAGCGGUGGCAUCAGGGUAAUGAGCAUUUUGGCCGCUCUUGGUUGGCAGGAGAUGUUGUUGGAUGUAUGGUUGACAUGAAUGAGCACACUAUGAUGUUCACCUUAAAUGGUGAAAUCCUGCUUGAUGACUCAGGUUCAGAACUUGCAUUCAAGGACUUUGAGGUUGGUGACGGAUUUCUACCUGUGUGCAGCCUGGGCCCAUCUCAAGUGGGAAGAAUGAACUUUGGAAAAGAUGUCAGCACUCUAAAAUAUUUCACUAUCUGUGGCUUACAGGAAGGGUAUGAACCCUUUGCUGUUAAUACAAACAGAGACAUCACCAUUUGGCUGAGUAAAAGGCUCCCGCAGUUUCUACCAGUGCCACAAAAUCAUGAACAUAUUGAGGUGAUGAGAAUUGAUGGCACCAUAGACAGCUGCCCCUGCCUGAAGGUCACACAGAAGUCCUUUGGUUCACAGAACAGUAAAACAGACGUCAUGUUUUUUCGAUUAAGCAUGCCCAUUGAAUGUGCUGAGGUGUUCUCCAGAUCAGCUGCAGGAGGGUUACCAGGAUCUGGUCUUUUUGGCCCAAAGAAUGACUUGGAGGAUUAUGAUGCUGAUUCUGAUUUUGAGUACUAUUAUUCAGUGAGAAUAUUUCCUGGUCAAGAACCUGCUAAUGUCUGGGUGGGCUGGAUUACAUCUGACUUUCACCAAUAUGACACAAGCUUUGACUUGGACAGAGUGCGUACUGUCACAGUUACACUGGGAGAUGAAAAAGGGAAGGUUCAUGAGAGUAUAAAACGCAGCAACUGCUAUAUGGUGUGCGCAGGAGAGAGCAUGAGCCCUGGACAAGGACGUAAUAAUAAUGGUCUGGAGAUUGGUUGCUUGGUUGAUGCUGCCAGUGGCCUGCUGACCUUCACAGCUAAUGGCAAGGAACUAGGCACGUACUAUCAGGUUGAACCAAGUACAAAGUUAUUUCCUGCUGUAUUUGCUCAAGCUACAAGCCCCAAUGUUUUCCAGUUUGAAUUGGGAAGAAUAAAGAAUGUAAUGCCGCUAUCUGCUGGCUUAUUCAAAAGUGAACACAAAAACCCGGUCUCUCAAUGUCCUCCGCGUCUCCAUGUCCAAUUUCUGACUCAUGUGCUUUGGAGCAGAGUGCCAAACCACUUCUUGAAGGUUGAUGUCUCUCGGAUCAGUGAACGUCAAGGCUGGAUGAUACAGUGCCUGAAUCCUUUGCAGUUCAUGGCCCUUCAUAUUCCUGAAGAAAACAGAACAAUUGAUAUUUUAGAGCUGACAGAACAAGAAGAAUUGCUGAAAUUUCACUACCAUACUCUCCGAUUAUAUUCAGCUGUUUGUGCUUUAGGCAACAACCGAGUGGCCCAUGCUAUGUGCAGCCAUGUGGAUGAAUCUCAGCUCCUGUAUGCUAUUGAGAAUAAAUAUAUGCCAGGAUUAUUACGUGCAGGAUAUUAUGACUUACUCAUUGACAUCCAUCUCAAUACCUAUGCAACUGCCAGGUUAAUGAUGAAUAAUGAAUUUAUAGUUCCAAUGACAGAUGAGACCAAGAGUAUUACUUUGUUUCCUGAUGAAAACAAAAAACAUGGCCUCCCUGGUAUAGGACUUAGCACCUCAUUAAGGCCAAGAAUGCAGUUCUCCUCUCCGAGUUUUGUAAGCAUUAGUAGUGAAUGCUUUCAGUUCAGUCCUGAAUUCCCUCUGGAAAUCUUAAAGGCCAAAACCAUAGAGAUGCUGACUGAAGCUGUUCAGGAGGGCAGCCUCCAUGUCAGAGAUCCAGUUGGAGGUUCUACAGAAUUUCUGUUUGUCCCUCUCAUCAAGCUCUUUUAUACCCUCCUAAUUAUGGGAAUCUUCCACAAUGGGGAUCUGAAACACAUCUUGCAGUUGAUUGAGCCCCGGGUUUUCAAAGAAGCAAUGAGCCAGGAGGAUGAAAUCGAUUUCUCGGAGAAGGAGCUGAGUGCAGAUGAGCUCAAGUCAGAAGAAGGAGAGGAAGAAACCAGAGGGGAGCAAGUGCCAAAGGAAGGACUCCUUCAGAUGAAACUUCCAGAACCUGUUAAAUUACAGAUGUGUCAUCUUCUCCAGUACCUGUGUGACUGCCAAGUACGACACCGAAUAGAAGCCAUUGUAGCAUUUUCGGAUGAUUUUGUGGCCAAGCUUCAAGAGAAUCAGCGCUUCCGGUACAAUGAAGUGAUGCAGGCCUUAAACAUGUCUGCUGCCCUGACAGCUAGGAAAACAAAAGAAUUUCGAUCCCCACCUCAGGAGCAGAUUAACAUGCUGCUGAACUUUAAAGAUGAUAAAAAUGAUUGUCCUUGCCCUGAAGAAAUUCGGGAUCAACUCUUGGAUUUCCAUGAAGAUCUAAUGACACACUGUGGAAUUGAACUAGAUGAAGAUGGAACCUUGGAUGGAAACAGUGAUUUAACCAUUAGGGGUCGUCUCCUAUACCUUAUGGAAAAAGUUACUUAUCUGAAGAAGAAGCAAGCCGAGAAGCCAGUUGAUGAUGAUGCUAAGACAUCCUCUACUCUUCAGCAGUUGAUUUCAGACACAAUGGUACGCUGGGCCCAGGAAUCGGUGAUAGAAGACCCGGAGUUAGUGAGGGCCAUGUUUGUAUUGCUACAUCGCCAAUAUGAUGGUAUCGGUGGCCUGGUUCGAGCCCUACCAAAGACCUACACCAUAAAUAGUGUGUCUGUGGAAGACACAAUCAAUCUUCUGGCAUCCCUCGGCCAAAUCCGUUCCUUGCUUAGUGUCAGAAUGGGGAAGGAGGAAGAGAAACUUAUGAUUCGUGGAUUAGGAGACAUCAUGAAUAAUAAAGUAUUUUACCAACAUCCAAAUCUUAUGAGAGCUUUAGGCAUGCAUGAAACUGUCAUGGAAGUGAUGGUAAAUGUGCUUGGUGGAGGAGAAUCCAAGGAAAUCACUUUCCCAAAGAUGGUGGCAAACUGCUGUCGUUUUCUAUGUUAUUUCUGCCGCAUCAGCAGGCAGAAUCAAAAAGCUAUGUUUGAUCAUCUUAGCUAUUUAUUGGAAAACAGUAGUGUUGGCCUUGCCUCUCCUUCUAUGCGAGGAUCAACUCCUUUAGAUGUUGCAGCAGCCUCUGUAAUGGAUAACAAUGAACUUGCACUAGCUUUAAGGGAGCCUGAUCUGGAGAAGGUGGUUCGCUACUUGGCUGGAUGUGGAUUGCAGAGUUGUCCUUUGUUGAUUUCUAAAGGCUACCCAGACAUCGGAUGGAAUCCAGUUGAAGGAGAGCGAUAUUUGGAUUUUCUUCGUUUUGCUGUUUUUUGCAAUGGAGAGAGUGUGGAGGAGAAUGCUAAUGUUGUAGUCAGACUGCUUAUCCGUCGACCUGAAUGUUUUGGUCCAGCUCUAAGAGGAGAAGGAGGCAAUGGGUUACUUGCUGCCAUGGAGGAAGCAACACAAAUAUCAGAAGAUCCAACAAGAGAUGGACCUUCCCCAAGUAAUGGAGCUAGUAAAACCCUUGAAAUGGAAGAACAAGAAGAUGACACUAUUCAUAUGGGAAAUGCAAUCAUGACCUUUUAUGCUGCUUUGAUUGAUCUCUUAGGACGUUGUGCCCCUGAAAUGCAUCUAAUCCAUGCUGGUAAAGGGGAAGCCAUUAGAAUCAGAUCAAUUCUACGGUCUUUGAUUCCACUGGAAGAUUUGGUGGGAGUAAUUAGUAUUCCUUUUCACAUGCCAACUAUAGCUAAAGAUGGUACUGUGGUGGAACCUGACAUGUCUGCGGGGUUUUGCCCAGAUCACAAGGCAGCCAUGGUUUUGUUCCUUGACAGGGUCUAUGGAAUUGAGGACCAGGAUUUUCUUCUACACCUUCUUGAAGUUGGCUUUCUGCCAGAUCUUCGUGCUGCUGCUUCUUUAGAUACGGCUGCUUUAAGUGCUACGGAUAUGGCUUUGGCUCUGAAUCGAUACCUUUGCACAGCAGUCUUGCCUCUGUUGACCAGAUGUGCCCCUCUUUUUGCUGGCACAGAGCACCAUGCUUCACUCAUCGAUUCCUUAUUACAUACUGUGUACAGACUCUCAAAGGGAUGCUCUCUUACCAAAGCUCAGCGAGAUUCUAUUGAAGAGUGUUUGUUGUCCAUCUGUGGGCAGUUGCGGCCUUCCAUGAUGCAGCAUUUGCUGAGAAGAUUAGUAUUUGAUGUUCCUCUAUUAAAUGAACAUGCAAAGAUGCCUCUCAAGUUGCUGACAAAUCAUUAUGAAAGAUGCUGGAAGUAUUAUUGUUUGCCAGGUGGAUGGGGUAACUUUGGUGCUGCCUCAGAAGAAGAACUUCAUUUAUCCAGAAAGUUGUUCUGGGGUAUUUUUGAUGCUUUGUCUCAAAAGAAGUAUGAACAAGAACUGUUCAAAUUGGCUUUGCCUUGUUUGAGUGCAGUUGCAGGGGCCUUACCUCCAGACUAUAUGGAAUCAAAUUAUGUCAAUAUGAUGGAAAAACAGUCUUCAAUGGAUUCAGAUGGGAACUUUAAUCCUCAACCUGUUGAUACAUCAAACAUUACAAUCCCUGAAAAGCUAGAAUAUUUCAUUAACAAAUAUGCAGAACACUCUCAUGACAAAUGGUCAAUGGAAAAGUUUGCCAAUGGAUGGACAUAUGGUGAAACGUAUUCUGAAUCUGCAAAGGUGCAGCCAUUAAUGAAACAAUAUAAGUUACUAUCUGAAAAGGAGAAAGAAAUUUAUCGAUGGCCAAUCAAAGAAUCACUAAAAACUAUGCUGGCAUGGGGAUGGCGAAUUGAAAGAACACGGGAGGGAGAUUCCAUGGCACUGUAUAAUCGGACUCGUCGCAUAUCUCAAACCAGUCAAGUGAAUACUGCCCAUGGUUACACUCCUCGAGCAAUUGACAUGAGCAAUGUCACUCUCUCCAGAGACUUACAUGCUAUGGCUGAGAUGAUGGCCGAAAACUACCAUAACAUAUGGGCAAAGAAAAAGAAAAUGGAGCUUGAAGCAAAAGGAGGAGGCAACCAUCCUCUUCUUGUUCCUUAUGAUACACUCACAGCCAAAGAAAAAGCCAAGGACAGAGAAAAAGCACAGGAUAUUCUGAAAUUUCUACAGAUUAAUGGAUAUGUUGUCUCCAGAGGACUUAAGGACUUGGAAUUAGACACACCUUCCAUUGAGAAACGCUUUGCCUACAGCUUCCUUCAGCAACUUAUAAGAUACGUGGAUGAAGCCCAUCAGUACAUUCUGGAGUUUGGUAUAGUACUCCUUGUAGGCAAAGGAGACCACUUCCCAUACGAACAAGAAAUCAAGUUUUUUGCCAAAGUUGUGCUCCCUUUGAUUGAUCAGUAUUUUAAAAAUCAUCGCCUGUAUUUCUUAUCUGCAGCAAGUAGGCCUCUCAGCAGUGGAGGCCAUGCCUCUAAUAAAGAGAAAGAAAUGGUAACAAGCCUGUUCUGCAAACUUGGAGUUCUUGUCAGGCAUAGGAUUUCACUGUUUGGAAAUGAUGCAACAUCAAUAGUCAACUGUCUUCACAUACUGGGCCAGACCUUGGAUGCGAGGACUGUGAUGAAAACUGGUCUGGAAUCUGUUAAGAUGGCAUUGAGAGCAUUUUUGGACAAUGCUGCUGAGGAUCUGGAGAAAACAAUGGAAAAUCUUAAGCAAGGCCAGUUUACACACAGCAGAAACCAACCAAAGGGAGUUACACAAAUAAUUAAUUAUACCACAGUUGCUCUUCUGCCAGUGCUAUCUUCAUUAUUUGAGCAUAUUGGACAGCACCAGUUUGGGGAAGAUUUGAUAUUGGAAGAUGUUCAGGUCUCCUGUUACAGAAUAUUGGACAGUUUAUAUGCUUUGGGAACCAGCAAGAGUAUCUACGUAGAGCGGCAACGAUCAGCACUAGGAGAAUGCUUGGCUGCUUUCUCAGGUGCCUUUCCAGUGGCUUUUUUGGAAACUCACUUGAACAAACAUAAUAUCUACUCAAUUUACAAUACCAAGAAUGCGAGAGACAGAGCAGUUCUCAAUUUGCCUACUAGUGUAGAAGAGGUUUGCCCAAAUAUUCCUUCCUUGAUGAAACUAAUGGAAGAAAUUGUGGAACUGGCAGAGUCUGGUAUUCGUUAUACACAAAUGCCACAUAUCAUGGAAGUAAUAUUGCCUAUGCUAUGUAGUUACAUGUCACACUGGUGGGAGCAUGGGCCAGAAAACAACCCUGACAAGGCUGAAAUGUGUUGCACAGCCUUGACGUCAGAGCACAUGAACACUCUGUUGGGUAACAUAUUGAAAAUCAUCUAUAACAACCUUGGUAUUGAUGAAGGAGCCUGGAUGAAGAGAUUAGCAGUGUUUUCCCAGCCCAUCAUAAGCAAAGCGAAGCCACAGCUCUUAAAGACACACUUCCUGCCACUGAUGGAUAAGCUAAAGAAAAAAGCAGCAGUGGUUGUAUCGGAUGAAGAACAUCUAAGAGCAGAAGGCAGAGGUGACAUGUCGGAGGCUGAACUGCUCAUCCUAGAUGAGUUCACCACUUUGGCACGGGACCUCUAUGCCUUCUACCCUUUGUUGAUUAGAUUUGUGGACUAUAACAGGGCAAAAUGGCUGAAAGAGCCCAACACUGAAGCAGAAGAAUUGUUCCGCAUGGUGGCUGAGGUCUUCAUUUACUGGUCAAAGUCUCAUAAUUUCAAAAGAGAAGAGCAGAACUUUGUGGUACAAAAUGAAAUCAACAACAUGUCUUUCCUUAUCAGUGACACCAAAUCUAAGAUGUCCAAGGCAGCAGUUUCUGACCAGGAGAGGAAGAAGAUGAAGCGAAAAGGUGACCGGUACUCUAUGCAGACCUCUCUCAUUGUGGCAGCACUGAAGAGAUUACUUCCCAUUGGCCUAAACAUCUGUGCUCCUGGAGACCAAGAGCUAAUUGCGCUAGCCAAAAAUCGAUUCAGUAUGAAAGAUACUGAAGAUGAAGUACGAGAUAUCAUCCGUAGUAAUCUUCAUCUCCAGGGCAAGCUUGAGGAUCCCGCCAUUAGAUGGCAGAUGGCACUUUACAAAGAUUUACCAAACAGGACUGAAGAUUCCUCAGAUCCAGAGAAAACUGUGGAAAGGGUCCUUGAUAUAGCUAAUGUGCUGUUUCACCUGGAACAGGUUGAGCAUCCUCAGCGAUCAAAAAAAGCAGUGUGGCAUAAGCUGCUGUCUAAACAGAGGAAAAGAGCAGUAGUUGCCUGUUUUAGAAUGGCACCAUUGUAUAAUCUGCCAAGGCACCGAGCCGUCAAUCUCUUUCUUCAAGGCUAUGAUAAAUCUUGGAUUGAAACAGAAGAACACUAUUUUGAAGACAAACUGAUAGAAGACUUAGCAAAACCUGGGGAGGAACCACCGGAAGAAGAUGAAAGCCUUAAAAGAGUUGAUCCUUUACAUCAACUUAUUCUGCUAUUCAGUCGAACAGCCUUAACUGAAAAAUGCAAAUUGGAAGAAGAUUUCCUGUAUAUGGCUUAUGCUGACAUUAUGGCAAAGAGCUGCCAUGAUGAAGAUGAUGAUGAUGGUGAAGAAGAAGUGAAGAGUUUUGAAGAAAAAGAAAUGGAAAAGCAAAAACUUCUGUAUCAACAAGCCAGACUGCAUGACCGGGGUGCUGCUGAGAUGGUUCUGCAGACAAUCAGUGCUAGUAAAGGUGAGAUGGGGCCAAUGGUUGCAGCUACCCUAAAGCUAGGGAUUGCCAUCUUAAAUGGAGGAAAUUCUACCGUUCAACAGAAAAUGCUUGACUACCUCAAGGAUAAAAAGGACGUGGGAUUCUUUCAGAGCCUUGCUGGUCUUAUGCAGUCCUGUAGUGUUCUUGACCUAAAUGCAUUUGAACGUCAGAACAAAGCAGAAGGCCUUGGCAUGGUGACUGAAGAGGGAUCAGUCAUCACUCAUGAGCGUGGAGAAAAGGUGAUGCAGGAUGAUGAGUUCACCUGUGACCUCUUCCGCUUCCUUCAAUUGCUUUGUGAAGGACAUAAUUCAGAUUUUCAGAAUUACCUGAGAACUCAGACUGGUAACAACACAACUGUUAAUAUUAUCAUUUCCACUGUGGAUUACUUAUUAAGAGUUCAGGAAUCCAUUAGUGAUUUCUAUUGGUAUUAUUCUGGGAAGGAUGUUAUUGAUGAGCAAGGACAACGAAAUUUUUCCAAAGCCAUCCAGGUUGCAAAACAAGUUUUCAAUACUCUUACAGAGUAUAUCCAGGGGCCAUGUACUGGGAAUCAGCAAAGUCUGGCACACAGCAGGCUCUGGGAUGCUGUAGUUGGUUUUCUUCAUGUGUUUGCCCACAUGCAGAUGAAGCUGUCUCAGGAUUCCAGUCAAAUUGAAUUACUGAAGGAAUUAAUGGAUCUUCAGAAGGAUAUGGUUGUCAUGUUGCUGUCUAUGCUGGAAGGUAAUGUUGUGAAUGGAACUAUUGGCAAGCAGAUGGUCGAUAUGCUUGUGGAAUCGUCCAACAAUGUGGAGAUGAUUCUGAAGUUUUUUGAUAUGUUCUUAAAAUUGAAGGAUUUGACUUCCUCUGAUGCAUUCAAAGAAUAUGACCCUGAUGGUAAAGGGAUAAUUUCAAAGAGGGAUUUUCACAAGGCAAUGGAAAGCCAUAAGCAUUACACCCAGUCUGAAACUGAGUUUCUGCUAUCAUGUGCUGAAACAGAUGAGAAUGAGACUCUGGACUAUGAGGAGUUUGUGAAACGAUUCCAUGAACCUGCCAAAGACAUUGGUUUCAAUGUCGCUGUUCUUCUGACCAACCUGUCAGAACACAUGCCCCAUGAUACCCGCUUGCAAACUUUUCUUGAACUGUCAGAGAGUGUGCUGAAUUACUUUCAGCCUUUCCUUGGACGCAUAGAAAUCAUGGGCAGUGCAAAGCGCAUUGAACGAGUUUAUUUUGAAAUAAGUGAGUCAAGUCGGACUCAGUGGGAGAAACCUCAGGUAAAAGAGUCAAAGAGACAAUUUAUAUUUGAUGUUGUCAAUGAAGGCGGGGAGAAAGAAAAGAUGGAGCUUUUUGUUAAUUUCUGUGAGGAUACCAUCUUUGAAAUGCAACUGGCUGCCCAGAUCUCUGAGUCAGAUCUGAAUGAAAGGUCAGCAAAUAAAGAAGAGAAUGAGAAAGAUAAGCCUGAGGAACAGGAUCCUAGAAUGGGUUUCUUCUCUCUUGUGACUGUGAAGUCAGCAUUAGUGGCUCUCAAGUAUAAUUUAAUGACACUUAUGAAAAUGCUCAGCAUGAAAAGCCUAAAGAAACAGAUGAAAAAAGUGAAGAAAAUGACCAUGAAGGACAUGGUUAUGGCUUUGUUUUCUUCCUAUUGGAGCAUUUUGAUGGGCUUACUACAUUUUGCUUGUAGUGUUGUCCGGGGCUUCUUUCGCAUCAUAUGCAGUUUGCUGCUUGGAGGAAGCCUAGUAGAAGGAGCAAAGAAAAUAAAAGUGGCUGAACUAUUAGCUAAUAUGCCAGAUCCCACUCAGGAUGAGGUGCGUGGGGAAGGAGAAGAGGGGGAGAGGAAGCCAACAGAAGCUGCAUUGCCUGCAGAAGACUUGACAGAUCUGAGAACUUUAUCGGAUGAGAGUGAUCUACUCUCAGAUAUAUUUGGCUUGGAUUUGAAACGAGAAGGUGGACAGUAUAAAUUGAUCCCUCAUAAUCCAAAUGCUGGUUUGAGUGAUUUACUGAGCACUCCCUCCUUAGCUCCAAUGCCUGAGGCGCAGGAAAAAAUCCAGGAGCAGGUGAAAGAAGAUGAAAAGGAAGAGAAGGAGGAAACAAAAUCUGAACCUGAAAAAGCAGAAGGAGAAGAUGGAGAAAAAGAAGAGAAAGCCAAGGAAGACAAAGGAAAACAGAAAUUAAGACAACUUCAUACUCACAGAUAUGGAGAACCAGAAGUUCAGGAAUCAGCUUUCUGGAAGAAAAUCAUUGCAUAUCAGCAGAAGCUUCUUAAUUAUUUUGCGCGAAACUUUUACAACAUGAGGAUGUUGGCAUUGUUUGUUGCUUUUGCUAUCAACUUCAUCCUGCUUUUCUAUAAGGUCUCCACCUCUGCUGUGACAGAAGAAAAGGAAGUUCCUGCGGUAUCUGCUGGUGAAAGCGACAACCAGAGGGUCGUUGCAGUGCAUUACGUCCUGGAAGAAAGCAGUGGAUACAUGGAACCCACGCUGCGGAUUUUGGCCAUCCUACAUACAGUCAUCUCAUUCUUCUGCAUCAUAGGGUAUUACUGUUUGAAAGUUCCACUGGUUAUUUUUAAGAGAGAAAAGGAAGUGGCAAGGAAAUUGGAAUUUGAUGGGCUGUAUAUAACUGAACAGCCAUCAGAAGAUGAUAUUAAGGGGCAGUGGGAUAGACUUGUAAUCAACACACAGUCUUUUCCAAAUAACUAUUGGGACAAAUUUGUGAAAAGAAAGGUCAUGGAUAAAUAUGGUGAGUUCUAUGGCCGUGACAGGAUCAGUGAGUUACUAGGAAUGGACAAAGCUGCUCUCGAUUUUAGUGAUGCUCGAGAAAAGAAGAAACCAAAGAAGGAUAGCUCCUUAUCUGCUGUAAGCUGGCUAAAUUCCAUUGAUGUUAAGUAUCAGAUGUGGAAAUUAGGAGUUGUUUUCACUGAUAAUUCUUUCCUUUAUCUAGCGUGGUACAUGACCAUGUCAGUCCUUGGCCAUUACAACAAUUUUUUCUUUGCUGCUCAUCUCCUUGACAUUGCAAUGGGAUUCAAGACAUUACGAACUAUUCUGUCAUCAGUGACCCACAAUGGCAAACAGCUUGUACUAACAGUGGGAUUACUGGCAGUAGUAGUAUACUUGUAUACAGUAGUGGCAUUCAAUUUUUUUCGCAAGUUCUACAACAAGAGUGAAGACGGUGAUAUGCCAGACAUGAAAUGUGAUGAUAUGCUAACAUGCUACAUGUUUCACAUGUACGUUGGAGUACGUGCAGGUGGAGGCAUUGGUGAUGAAAUAGAGGAUCCAGCAGGAGAUGAAUAUGAAAUCUAUCGGAUUAUCUUUGACAUCACCUUCUUCUUCUUUGUGAUUGUCAUCCUGCUUGCAAUUAUUCAAGGUUUAAUUAUUGAUGCUUUUGGUGAGUUAAGAGAUCAGCAAGAGCAAGUUAAGGAAGACAUGGAGACGAAGUGCUUUAUCUGUGGAAUAGGAAAUGACUACUUUGAUACAGUGCCCCAUGGUUUUGAAACACACACACUACAGGAGCACAACUUGGCCAAUUAUUUGUUUUUUCUGAUGUAUCUUAUUAACAAAGAUGAAACAGAGCAUACAGGACAGGAAUCCUAUGUAUGGAAAAUGUAUCAAGAACGCUGCUGGGAGUUUUUCCCUGCUGGUGAUUGCUUCCGAAAACAAUAUGAAGACCAGCUCAACUAAGCAGAAAUGAGGAUUUCCAGACGAAAAUAUGUCCAUGUAUUUCCCAACUCUUUUGGGAAUGUCUAACAGAUUUCUUAAAUCCCCAAAGCUGUGUGCUUUUUGGAGCACCAAAGCUCUGUUUUUAAUGACCUAACUGCACUUUUAUUUUCUUGUGUAUUUGCUUUGGACACUGGAGUAAAGAACAACGAAAAAUAACAGCAGCUCUGGAAAACAAACCAACCACUUGCACACACGAAAGAUAUCCCUAUACAUAACAUGCACACAUAAGAAGAGACUUGAGACAGCGUAUUUCGGAAACUGCCAGAUGAUGCCCUUGUCUAUAAGAUCACACAUGGGGUGACAUGGUAGCAACACUCAUUCAAUCUGUUUAUUUCAUCAUCCUGGAAGGAACUAUAUGUAGUUCGCAGAGCACUGUAAAAGAUUGUUGUGGACACUAAGUUGUGGGGAAAUAGUGCCUUACUAUAUGUGGGUUGAGCUAUGCAGAAGAUGAGUGCAUGAUGACAUCGUUUUUUUUUUCUUUAUGUCUUCCCUUUCUUCCAAGUUAAUAUUUAUUUUGUGGUUUUGGUGGGUUUGGGAGGAAGGGAUUUGAUUGUGCACAUCUUUUUAGUAAGACUGGAGUGUCUCAGGACAAGUUUAGGUUAUUCUCAUCAAGUUAAUUUCACAUUUACCUUCCUCUUUAGCUUUUGCUCUUAUUUUGGUAAUGCUCUGAUACAACACUGCAACUUUAUGAAAUCUUUGUAUGAAAACAAGAUGACUGCAAAAAAAACCACUUUAACAAGAAAUAUUUCAUUGCAUGUUUAUUAUGCAAGUUUAAAACAAUCAAAAAAACAACCUUCAGAAGGAAGUUGAUCAACAUGAAAAAACAUUCACAAUAAUUAUAUCCAUAGUAAUAAAGUGUUGUGGGCUUUAUUGUACAUCUGGAACAAGUGUCAUCAGCCAACAAUGUAUAUGUUACGAAUUUGACAGUAGUUUUGGUUUCUUUUCUUUUUCUUUCUUUCAUUUCUGCCACCUGUGAUCAAUAGUGGCAUUGAAGAUUUUCUUGUUAAAUUAAUUUUUUAAAAGCAAAGCUGAAGCAAUAUCCAUUCAGGGACUCCAUCAGUUGCAUCAUGAAACACCAAUGAUGUAUACAUCACUCCAUUUUGAGUCCUUUUCAAUUGUAAUGCCAGUCUUUACAAAUAAAAAGAGAGAUUCAGAAUGGAAACAAGCUGGUUUUGUUAGCAUUUGAAGUCUUUGUUAUGGAGUCUUUUUAUUAAUCCCUGAAUUAAUUACACCCACUUCAAAACAGGAUUAAGCUGCUGUUUCCUUAAUGAAAGUUUUUGGGUUUAGUUUUGUUUUUUCUCCUGGACUUGCUGUUCUGUUGCUCCACCUCAUUUCUUUGCAGGCCACAGUUUUGUCAUAAAAUAAAUUGGCUGUAUCAACAUUGGGUUAUAACUAAGAAAAUUUAUAACUGAAGAAAUAAUCCUUUAAAAAUACUAAUUCUGUAUUCUUAAAAGCAAGGCUUUCAGUUCAGCAGAUUGUGAAUAUUGCUACUCUGAAAUUGGGAUCCUGGUGAGGAAUUCUCUCAAAUUCUACAAUAUUUGAGGCCAGAGGCUGGGCAGGCUGGUGAUAGUGGGAGGGGCAGGUACAGCAGCUACAGUUUGUAUUCAGGUUUUAAACCACCCCCAUCCAGUUUGGCGUAUUCAUUCCAGCUUUGUUUCCUCCCUAUUUGGCACAACUCCAGAAAACACUUUUAAUCAGCCUUUCUGGGAUUUGCAUAGAAGAUUUAGAAAUGGGGGAUUGCAAUGAUGUUCCUUUUUGGGUGUACAACAUGAGAAGAGUUGUUGUUUGACACACAGGUACACAUGCUAUUUUGCUUUUGCACGUUUUGUUGAGAAAUAUGUAGCUAAUGAUUCUGACUGAUAUUUCAAGAUCCUGUUGUCUUGAAAACGAAUUGAAAUGGACUUUGUAGGGAAAUACCAGAAUAAAAGUGACAUGUUUCUUUAA
Molecule: messenger RNA, 16689 nt
Organism: Gavia stellata (red-throated loon)
Lineage: Eukaryota; Metazoa; Chordata; Aves; Gaviiformes; Gaviidae
Gene: RYR2
Product: ryanodine receptor 2
Exons: 106
Coding region: 52-14706 (4884 amino acids)
Biological process (GO): calcium ion transmembrane transport; intracellular calcium ion homeostasis
Cellular component (GO): smooth endoplasmic reticulum; sarcolemma; calcium channel complex
Molecular function (GO): protein binding; ryanodine-sensitive calcium-release channel activity; calcium ion binding
Source: RefSeq, a predicted model, not a curated record